AUGAAGAAGGAUGUGGAAGAACACGUACGCACCUUCAUUGAAAAAUCUUUCAGCCAAGAACAUUUCCUGGUGAGAUUCUGGAGGCUUUUGCUGGAGUACAGGCAGAGCGGAACGCUUUUUCAUGCUUCAUGUAAGUCAUUGCUGCACAACCAAGAGCUGCUGAAGUACAUUGGAGAGGGUCACUUUGAUGCCCUGCUCACAGAUCCUGCAUCACCCUGUGGGCAGAUCAUUGCCCUGCACUUCUCCAUCCCCAGUGUUUUCUUCCUGCGGAUGGUUCCGUGUGCCUUGGAGGUUCGCACGGCUCAGGGCCCGGACCCGCCGUCCUACGUCCCACGGGGGUUCUCAGAAAACACCGACCACAUGACCUUCUCCCAGAGGGUCAAGAACUUCCUGAUUGCCCUUUCCGAGUCCUUCAUCUGCAAUAUUGCCUAUUCUCAGUUUGAGGAGCUGGCCUCAGAGUUCCUCCAAAAACCCAUGACAAUGACGGAGAUUUUAAGUCACGGAUCCAUCUGGCUGAGGAGAAUCGACUUUGUCUUUGAGUAUCCCAUGCCUGUCAUGCCCAACAUGGUUUUCAUUGGAGGCAUUCACUGUGGAGAGAGGAAGAAGCCCUUAUCUCAGGAGGGAGACUAUUUUCGAGAACCGGAGGUGUUGGCACAAGGGCAGUGA
Messenger RNA from Melozone crissalis (California towhee), 666 nucleotides. RefSeq names its product UDP-glucuronosyltransferase 1A1-like. Lineage: Eukaryota; Metazoa; Chordata; Aves; Passeriformes; Passerellidae. Gene Ontology annotation, molecular function: UDP-glycosyltransferase activity. The record is from RefSeq and is a predicted model, not a curated record. The coding region runs from base 1 to 666 and encodes 221 amino acids. The transcript has 2 exons.